Messenger RNA from Blastomyces gilchristii SLH14081, 1716 nucleotides. RefSeq names its product POT family proton-dependent oligopeptide transporter. NCBI's taxonomy places the organism in Eukaryota, Fungi, Ascomycota, Eurotiomycetes, Onygenales, Ajellomycetaceae. Gene Ontology annotation, cellular component: membrane. The coding region runs from base 1 to 1716 and encodes 571 amino acids. Gene Ontology annotation, biological process: oligopeptide transport; transmembrane transport. The transcript is spliced from 7 exons. The record is from RefSeq and is a predicted model, not a curated record. Gene Ontology annotation, molecular function: dipeptide transmembrane transporter activity.
AUGGCUACUCCCCAAGAAGUUGAGAUUCAAAAGGCCGCUGGCAGCGGUUCAUCUGACAAAGGUGCAGUUGCGGGCAGCAAUGAGAAGGCAAUAGGGGCCACUGUCUAUACCAGUGACCAUGACAGUCUCGAAAGCAUUAAUCGACAGGCGCCCACGCCAGACGAGAUUGAAACCCUCCGCCGUGUUCCCGAUAAAAUCCCAUGGCUUGCUUUCUCUAUCGCCUUCGUCGAGUUGUGCGAACGGUUCUCUUACUAUGGAACCAUUGUCGUGUUUGUGAACUUCAUCCAGCGGGACCUGCCUGAAGGCUCCACCACCGGUGCCGGCGGCACUCAUCGCACUCCUGGUGCCUUGGGCUUGGGGCAGCGGGCUUCCACUGGUCUAACUUUGUUCAAUUCUUUUUGGUCCUAUGUUAUGCCACUGGCUGGCGCCUAUGUUGCCGAUCAGUAUUGGGGUCGCUUUAACACCAUUAUGUACUCCAUCGCCGUCGCACUCGUCGGACACACGGUUUUGAUCAUUUCAGCAAUCCCCCCCGUGCUGAAAAACCCCAAUGGUGCCGUCGCGUGCUUUGCGGUUGGCCUUAUCAUCAUGGGAGUGGGAACUGGUGGAUUCAAAUCCAAUAUUUCCCCCCUGAUUGCAGAGCAGUACACUGAGGAAUACAUGUUUAUCAAGACGACGAAGAAAGGCGAGCGCGUGAUUGUCGACCCCGCUGUCACUGUCUCCCGAAUCUACCAUUAUUUCUAUCUCAUGAUCAACAUUGGAGCUCUCAUUGGGCAAAUCGCCAUGGUUUACGCUGAGAAAUAUGUCGGCUUCUAUCUCUCAUUCCUCCUCCCCACUUGCAUGUUCUGUUUGUGCCCAAUGGUCCUCUAUCUUCUGCGCAACAAAUACAGCCGGCACAAGCCUGUUGGUUCGGUGUACGACAAAGCCUUUAAGGUAUGGAUGAUGGCUAUCAACGGCCGGGUGUCAUGGAACCCUGCGAGGACAUACCGCAACUUCCACGACCCAGACAUGUGGGAAAGAGUCAAGCCCAGCAACAUUGCCAACAAGCCAGAAUGGAUGACAUUUGACGAUGCGUGGGUUGAUGAGGUCCGCCGUGGUCUCAAAGCAUGUGCCGUUUUCCUGUGGUACCCACUUUACUGGCUUUCCUACAAUCAAAUGUUGAACAACCUCACGUCCCAGGCCGCAACCAUGUUGCUCAAUGGAGUGCCUAAUGACAUCAUCACCAACCUCAACCCUUUCACGCUCAUCAUUUUCAUCCCUCUGCUUGACAGAUUCUUCUACCCCCCGCUCCGAAAGCUUGGCAUCAAGCUUACCCCUGUGAAACGCAUCACCAUUGGCUUCUUCCUCGCAAGUUCCAGUAUGAUUGCUGCCACAGUAAUUCAGUACUACAUCUACAAACUGGGCCUUGCGGGAAGGAAGCCAACUCUUGAGUACGCCUUCACCAAGGCGCCCAAGAACAUGCGUUCCCUGGUCCAGGCCGUGGCCCUGUUCAUGAAUGCCUUCUCUGCCGCCCUUGGCCAAGCACUCGUCGGCCUGUCUGAGGAUCCCCUGCUCGAGUGGAACUACGCUGUCACCGCCAUCCUUGCCUUCGUCGGUGGUGUCGGCUUCUGGAUCACCAACCGCAGUACCGAUAAGGAAGAAGAUACGCUUAAUAACUUGCCGACUGGCGACUUUGAAACGCGCAACGAUGAUAUUGAGCGGAAACUCGCUGAGAAUUAG